Molecule: messenger RNA, 556 nt
Organism: Oncorhynchus kisutch (coho salmon)
Lineage: Eukaryota; Metazoa; Chordata; Actinopteri; Salmoniformes; Salmonidae
Product: guanine nucleotide-binding protein G(T) subunit gamma-T1-like
Exons: 2
Coding region: 37-426 (129 amino acids)
Biological process (GO): G protein-coupled receptor signaling pathway
Cellular component (GO): heterotrimeric G-protein complex
Molecular function (GO): G-protein beta-subunit binding
Source: RefSeq, a predicted model, not a curated record
AAUAGUUUUUGUGAGUGUGGCUCUACUUUAAGAAUAAUGUUUACCUUCCCUUCGGGCAACAAUGUAUUUAUUUUCUUUGACAGACAAUGCCGGGGGGUGAUAAAUAUGGACGAGUUGACAGACGUGGAUAAGGCUAAAAUGGAAAGAGACCAAAAGAAGAUUGAAGUCAAGCUUGAGAGAUGUAAUAUCUAUGUAGGAACAAUAAGAGAUCUGGAUUGGUCAUCAAAUGAGACUGUAAUGGCAUUCUUGAUAUUAAAGUUGUGUGUGUUACCGGUAGACCAUUAUUUUGUACGACAGACGUCUAAGUGCUGUACUGAGUUUAUGGAGGCCGUUCAGGCCGGUGUAGAAGAGGACACCCUGGUCAAAGGUAUUGCAGAGGACAAGAACCCAUUCAAGGAGUUUAAAGGUGGAUGUGUCAUCUGCUGAAGAGGACAGGAAGAACAGAUUAGACCCCCUCUAGUGCCCAAGGACAUUCCCCCUACCCAGGAAACAUUGCUGGAUCACCAUUAGCCAACCAAGAAGAAACAAAAAACAAAAAUAAUGAAUUUAAAUUUCU